AUAAACUCUUGAGAACAGGAAUAGAAUACACUGGAAAUCAUGAAGCAUGGGUAAUAAGAAAAUAUCUUGAAGCAUUAAAACCAUAUGGAUAUAUAUAUAAUGAAUUACAAGGAGAACAAAUAAAGAGACAAUAUAAAGGAGAACAUAUGACAUUACAAGAAAUGAUGAAUUAUGCAGCAUUAUUAGAAACAACAUUUAAACAAAGAGGACUUGAAGAAGAUUUUGAUAAUUUGAAAAUAAGUAGAGGAUUUGGAAAUAGGAGAAGGCCU
Messenger RNA from Acaulospora colombiana, 269 nucleotides. The record is from the annotation of a GenBank genome assembly. Lineage: Eukaryota; Fungi; Glomeromycota; Glomeromycetes; Diversisporales; Acaulosporaceae.